This is a messenger RNA of Gigantopelta aegis, 9689 nucleotides long. Its product is annotated as E3 ubiquitin-protein ligase LRSAM1-like. Gene Ontology annotation, molecular function: protein binding. The transcript is spliced from 24 exons. The coding region runs from base 98 to 2305 and encodes 735 amino acids. Lineage: Eukaryota; Metazoa; Mollusca; Gastropoda; Neomphalida; Peltospiridae. The record is from RefSeq and is a predicted model, not a curated record.
CAAGAAAGCAAUUUGCGACUUGUUAGUAUUGUGAAAUCGUAUUUUUCGUGAUUAUAGAAAGUGCGGGAAUCAUGGUGUAACAUACAUAUAUGAGGAUAUGCCAUUGUUCAGAAGACAAAGUGACAAGGGAAGGAAACGUCAGGAAAGACAAGUUUAUCUUGCUACAGAAAACCCUGAACCAACAUAUGACCUCUCCAACUGUGAACUUCAGGAGGUUCCUUCUGGGGUGUUUGCCACCUGUAGAGUUCUGCACAAGGAGGCAUUACUGCUCAAUGAUAACUGGCUGGGCUGCAUUUCUGGUGGAGGGAAACUCACUGAUCUGAAGACACUACGGGUGCUUGAUCUUCACAACAAUGAGUUGAAGUCUCUGCCUGAAGAAAUGGGACAUCUUGAAAACCUCCAGAUUUUAAAUGCAGAGAAAAACAGGCUACGGAAAAUACCAGCGUCAAUUGGCAAUCUACGAUGUUUACAAACGCUCAAUGUAAAAGACAAUAAGAUCAAAACAUUACCAGACAGCCUGUGUCAGCUGCCAUGCCUGAGACUUCUCGAUGUGUCGCACAAUGACAUGACGAUGCUGCCUAACAAAUUGUGUCACAUCCGCACCCUCGAGUCUCUUGUAUUUGAUGGAAACCCUCUUAAUUCUCCGUCAAAAGACAUUCUUAAACAGGGUACAGAAGGCAUUAUGAAGUUUUUCUGUCACGAAUUGGGACUUCAUUAUGAGCCACCAUCCUCGUUUUUACUCAAUGUCCUUGACCCACCGAAGGUUGUUAACAGCAAAAGUCAGGAUUCAUUAAAUUACUUUGAAGCACAAAUCAAACUUGAGGAGACACUGGAACAGUAUCAGAGCAUAAUGGAUAAAAGGCGUCAGGAGAGGAUCGAGCUAGAACGACUGCUAGAACAGGAGCAGGAGGCGCAGGCCCAGCUAGCAGCCAUGUCCCUGUGUCAGAAAGAACACCUGCUACACGCUAUCGCACAGGACCAAGAGAAGAUGGAUGAAGGCUUGGCAGAAUUGAGCCAGAAGAAAGAAGAGGCGAAACAGAGGCUACUGUUAGCUCUGCAGGAAGUAGAACAGACGGCAGAUGACCUGGUGGCCAAACUCACAGAUAUUAAUGAAAAAGGUCGAAAGAAUGAGGAGUUAUUGGAAGCAAUUGAAAAAGAAAGAAUGGAGAAGGAUGGAUGGUUUGAUGUGCGGUGGGAGGAGUUACAGAACCUAAGAAGACAGGAAGUUCUCAAUGCCAUGCAGCAGGUGUUUGAAGAGUCUUACAGUAUGGAAUCUUUACGACAGAUGUAUACAGCUGACAAAGCUAACACUGCAAGAAAAACUCUUGAAGAUGAGGAGCUGACAAGCAACCACCAGGUAGAGAGUGUUCUCUCUCACAAAGACGCCGAACAGAAGAUUAUCCUGCGGUCCCUGGCAGAACAGGAACUUCUUCAGAAGGAAGCAUUCGAGGUUCUCCAGCUCCAGAAAGAUGACCGCCACAAGCGGAUAACGAGUCAGAUCGACCUCAUCCAGCAGCAACUGCAGCAGCUAACUCUCAUUGAAAUCGAGAAGAAGGCGCUCCGUAUGGAGUCGGAAAUUAAUGUAACAGCGGAGAAGAGAGUGAUGUUGACAGCCCUGCUGUGUCAGUUACUGGAUGAACGAGACAAGAGACAGGACGAACUUAAGAAAAGACUUGGUGAGAUGGAGGAGCGUCGAGAAGACGGACAGACUGAUUACUGGUUGGUUCAGUACCAGCGUCUGAUGGACAAGAAACCACAAGUUCUCAUCGACAGGGAAAACACUCUGGAUGCGUCAGUUGUGAAGAUAUUGCAGGCUGCCGGUGCCAAGGACUACAUUCCUUUGGUUGCUCGAAACCGGAUCACGGAGGAAAUAUUGUUACAGCUCAGUGACGACGACCUCAGACAGAUGGGUGUACACGAGCUUGGCAUUAGAAAAGCCAUUCUUAAACAGAUAGCUGAAUUCCUGGCCAACAGUAAGGUGAAGAACUUUGAUACUGAUCAGUUUGAGGUUGUAUUUUUGCAGACGUCUUCAAAAGAAGUUCACCCUGAGCCGUCUGCUCCGCCAGAACCAACAGCCUCCUCCGACGCCAAACAUCCCUCCAGACAGCUCUCCAUUGUCGCCAGGGGCAUUAACUCUGAGUGUGUCGUCUGCAUGGAGCAUGAAUCACAAAUUAUAUUCCUCAAUUGUGGCCAUGUUUGUUGCUGUCCGAAGUGUUCACAGUCAGUUGACCUCUGCCCCAUGUGCCGUUCAGAAAUCAAACAGAAAAUAAAGUUGACAAUUCCAUCUGUCAGUGUGUCCACGUGACGCAUCUUGGUCUGUACCAGGCAGACGUUGCAGAUUUUCAUAUGUAAACGUUGCUGUGUUUACUCAUUUCUAGUUAAUACUAUACAUUUAACAUCUUCCUAAUUAUUAGAAGUAGAAAUCCAAGGUGAGCUGUUUGUCAUUCUGCUCAAAGUGAUUUGGGGGAAGUAAGGUGUGACCACUUCUUUGAAGUGUAAACUGAUAACCUCUGCUGUGGCUGUGAUGGAGAUAAUAAAAUGAAACGGUUGUGUCACUGGUGUACUCUCCACAAUAGACUAGCCAUUUCAGCAUUGUUAUGAAUAACAUAGUACACUUAAUUGCUCAUUUUGUAUGGCCUUCAUUCUUUUGAAUCCAGUAUAAUGAGAAUGUAUAUUAUCUUUGCAAGUGCUGUAUUAUAAGCUUUGGUUAUAUGUAUUUUACAGCAACCAUAAUAUUUUAUUGUGUUAUUUGUAUGCAUACGUAUUACCUCUCGGACACGUGUGCAAUCAAAAAAAUUCUUUAUGGAGUAAUUAGUCAUUCAAUAGUAUAGGUGGUCUUUUUCUCCAUUUAUAGUUUUCUUCAGGAUUAAUAUAAACAAAAUGUUUACGAAGGGGUUGACGGUGAUCAAGUUGCUACUUGUUAUCUUCAGAUACAGAAUAUAUUAAUUGUUAUAGUUGCAGCCCAAUGGAUAUCUCUGUAGCACUUUAUUACAUUCUUGUUGUCAACUCUAAAGCUUACUGUUAUAAAUUAUUUUUAAUCUAUAUAUAAUUAUAUAUAUUUGUACAAAUGUAAAUUGCUUUACUCUGAGCCUUAUUUUAAUGUAAUUGUUAAAAUAGGAUAUUGUAUUGUUUUUCUACUGUUUAUGAUUGCUGUGAUUUCUUUUCUAUGAAUUAAAGUAUUCCAUUCAUGUUAUACUUUCCUAGCAUGUUUUACCUAAGUAAUUUGUAUGUCAGUAGAUAGAAAGGCAGUAUAUUAUAAUUGAUAUUAAUACCAGUUCUUAAUCAGUUUACAUAUUUUAUUGCAAUCCUCAUGAAUUUGAUAAAGUCAUUUGAACAUGCUUGCAUUUAAUUUAGCAUUUCUACAGCUCAUACUUGUAUAUUACAAAAUACACUUUGCUCAUGUAGUUAUAUAUUAAAAAAUCAAAACUUCAAAAGCUUAACUGAAAGGGAAAUAUAUUAUAAAAUACACUUUGCUCAUGUAGUUAUAUAUUGCAAAAUCAGAACUUCAAAAGAUUAACUGAAAGGGAAAUAUAUUACAAAAUACACUUUGCUCAUGUAGUUAUAUAUUGCAAAAUCAGAACUUCAAAAGAUUAACUGAAAGGGAAAUAUAUUUUUAUGAUGAUUUACAAUGAUUUAUAAUGACAGUGGACCACCUGUCAUUCCUCUAUGUUUGUUAUUUAAAAUAAGUCAUGAUAGCCGUUGAUGCAUGGUAUUGUGGUCCAUUACAUCUGUUCCAUCCUGGACCAACUCACUGGCCAUGCCAGAGGUAGGGGCCAGGGGGAAAUACCCAAACUUUGCAAGGAUGUGGGCAUGUCAAAACUGUUUCGAGUUUGUGUUCCAAUACUAUGACUUUAGACUUGAAUUAUCUGUUCAGGUCACAUCACCCUCGGUCCAUGCACAUCAGUUAAUUCAGCAAUUUAGCUGAAACUCCUGGCAUAGGUCAUGGUUUGGGCUAUUGAGACAUUCAAGGUAACUCACCACAUCAACAAAUGGACAAUGUUAAAUUAUUAUUAUUAUUUUGUUCGAAGAAUAGUGUGGAAAUGAGAUUAUUGUUGGCGAUUUUGGGGGGUGUUUUUUUUUGCAACAUGUACACAUAUGUGAUGAAAUCAAAAUAACUAUAAGAAACAUAAUGUUAUAAUAAAUUAAAUAUAAACACAAACCUUGUGUAUUUUGAAUCAGUAAAAUCUGUGAAUUACAAGAAAGACAGAAUCUUUAAGAAUAAUUUUCAAACUAAUUCUGUUAAAUUAAUCUUUUUAUUUGUGUAAUUUUAUUAAAACAUUUUACUUCUUUAGUCCAGUGAUAUAUUCAGGAUAAGUUUUGUGAACAACUUAAAAACAUUUAUAGCAAAAACGAUAAAAAAUAUUUUUUUAAAUCAAAGUAAAAUGACAGGUUAUUCUGAUCUGAUGAUAAUGUAGUAUUCAGCAAAGCCUGACAUUACACUCCUAGUGACACAGGCUGUGAUUUUUGUCAAGUUAUCUCUAUUAGAAUGGUUGCUUUACAGGGUUCAUGAAUCCAUUCUAUCCAGUGGGUUGAUUUGAUUUUGUCUUCUAGAUGUCUUGCCCUCCAAGGCUGACGAAUGACAUCUGUCCGGGUUUUAUUUUAUUCCAUCUCUUAGACAGAUUGUCUUUCAUGACUAACGUACUCUGUACGUCCGUGCUAUUUGUCCAUGGCAGGAGCUGGAUUAAUGAGUGUCAGAGCAUGUCCAUACGUCGAUGGGUCGUGCACACUGCACCUCUGGGGCUCCAGCUGCUCCGAGAUCCCCCUCAUUCUAGCCCGAGUCUGUAAGGGCCCAGUUACCGUGUUGUGCCAAGCUAUGUUAGCAGGGGGCAAUGAGAGAGUCUUGCCUGCAGAGAGGUUAUGUACCGGAAGAGUAGGACUUCCAUGCCUCUGCCUACCUUUUUGUCGUUAGACUAUCCGGUGGCUGCAGCUGAAAGCGAGAAGGUCAAGCCAACUACAGCACUAGACACCUCACACAGGCCUGUGGUUAUCAUACCACCACACCACAGUUUGAUUUGAUUCAAACCUGAACAACAACAAAAAGUAAUUAAUAUUGGUGUUGUCUUGUAGAUCUUGCCAUGAAAAACAAAAUUGAGGGGAGAGAUUAAUUGUUCCCGUAACGUAGAUUAUGGGGAGCCAUUGAAGAUAUUAGAUUAUGGGGAGCCAUGGAAGAUAUUGGAUUAUGGGGAGCCGUUGAAGAUAUUGGAUUAUGGGGAGCCGUUGAAGAUAUUAGAUUAUGGGGAGCUAUUGAAGAUAUUAGAUUAUGGAGAGCCAUGGAAGAUAUUAGAUUAUGGGGAGCCAUUGAAGAUAUUGGAUUAUGGGGAGCUAUUGAAGAUAUUAGAUUAUGGAGAGCCAUGGAAGAUAUUAGAUUAUGGGGAGCUAUUGAAGAUAUUAGAUUAUGGAGAGCCAUGGAAGAUAUUAGAUUAUGGGGAGCCAUUGAAGAUAUUGGAUUAUGGGGAGCCAUUGUAGAUAUUACAAUAUUAAGCAUUGAUAUUUAAUCCUUUUCUUGGUUUGGGGGUCAUUUUUGGAGGGUUUUUUUUUUUUAAAUAAUUCAAAAGCUAAGGAGCUAAAAUGUGUCUUCUAGAACUAGUAUCAGGGGAGUGAUAGAGAGCCUGAGUGAUAGCUCCCCUUAAAUGGUGAGGUCUGUAGAAGUAGGAAGGCAUUUUUUUUUUCAACUUCACUUGUCCUCAAACAAAAUGCAUAUUCCCCUAAGGAUAGUGGUUUGGUUUGAACAUCCCAAGUUUAUGGGGAGAAUACGAAUGCAUCUUUGGAGUAUAAAACCCACCACCUUUUGUUGAAUGCUGUAUUUUAUGUGAGGACAGGUGAAGUUUAAAAGAAAAUGUGAAGUGUUUUCACUUUUUAUGAAUACUUCAACUGUCUUCAAGGGGUUAUACCCUCUCAGGCCUUCCCGUUUCCAAUUUUCCGUGUGAUUUGCUCAGGGAAAAGAAGUUACAGUCACAUGACCAGAACAGGAAGGAGGACUCGGUAGAAGAGAAUUUUAGGCCAUCCCAUUGUCUGUUGGGAUGUUCGAACCAGACUACUAUCCUUAGGGGAAUAUGCAUUUUGUUUGAGGACAGGUGAAGUAUUCAUAAAAGAGAAAACACCUCAAGUUUUCUUCACUUUCAAUUCCACCCUCAAAUCAGAAUAUGGCUGUUCACUCACAACUUAAGAUGACAUCCCACAAGAAUUUUAUCUUUUCAGUUAGCUAGUGUAUUUCAACUGCCUUCAUGUCUGUAAGCAUCUUAGUGUUGUGCCAAAACAAAUUUGAAAUGUUUGUAGAUUUUCACACUUUUUAUCUUGUUAUUUUAAAUAUUUCAUUUGAAUCCAUGAACAAUAUUUCUCAGAUGGCAGUAUGUUAUUUAUUGUUGAGUUUAUUGUUUUAUAAUUUAGGAAACGGAAUUUUUAAUUCUUUGCAGGUCUUUGUUAGUUACAUGUUCCACUCAUUCUGUAAACAGAUUUACAUUCUUAUAGUUAUUGCAUAUAUUAAUAAAGUUUUAAAAAAUACAAAAAAGGAAAACAAAUUAGCACUACCAUAUCUAUUUAAUUUGUUUGUAACUCAUAGCAACUAUGUAUAUUAUGGCUUAAAUUUAAGAAGGAAAGGAUGUUUUAUUUAACAACACACUCAGCACAUUUUAAUAAUGGUUUUAUGGUGGCAGUCAUAUGGUUAAGGACCACAUAUAAUGAGAGAUGAAAUCUGCUGAUGUCACUCACACCAUGUGCUACUCUUUUCAAUUAACAGCAACAGAUCUUUAAAUGCGCCCUACCACAUACAUGAUAGUACAUACCAUGGCCUUUGUUACACCAGUUGGGAGAACUGAUUGGAUCAAGAAAUGGUCUGAUCAGGCAUCAAGCAACUGCUUUGCAAAUGGACUUCGUUCUGCUCUGAUGGCUUCAGUUUAAUGCAAGAGUAAAAAAAAUGGGUUAUAUUGUAUAAGAUACACAUGCAUGUAGCUUUGAACAUCUGUUGCCUGGAGCAGUGACUUACGGUUGUCAUUUGUUACUAAUAGACAGUUUAUUGAAGAAAGAUUAUCUUAGCAUCAUCAUUCUUGAACAUCUGUUGCCUGGAGCAGUGACUUACGGUUGUCAUUUGUUACUAAUAGACAGUUUAUUGAAGAAAGAUUAUCUUAGCAUCAUCAUUCUUGAACAUCUGUCGCCUGGAGCAGUGACUUACGGUUGUCAUUUGUUACUAAUAGACAGUUUAUUGAAGAAAGAUUAUCUUAGCAUCAUCAUUCUUGAACAUCUGUCGCCUGGAGCAGUGACUUACGGUUGUCAUUUGUUACUAAUAGACAGUUUAUUGAAGAAAGAUUAUCUUAGCAUCAUCAUUCUUGAACAUCUGUCGCCUGGAGCAGUGACUUACGGUUGUCAUUUGUUACUAAUAGACAGUUUAUUGAAGAAAGAUUAUCUUAGCAUCAUCAUUCUUGAACAUCUGUCGCCUGGAGCAGUGACUUACAGUUGUCAUCUGUUACUAAUAGACAGUUUAUUGAAGAAAGAUUAUUUUAGCAUCAUCAUUCUUGAAGACUGUUAAUUUGUUCUCAUAAACACUUGUACUUAAAAACAGAGAAAUAAUUUGUUUAAUAUAAUUUAAUCAUUGUUUGUCAGUAUAUUUAUGUUUUUAACAUCACAUAUACAAUUUACUAACCAGGAGUACCUCAGCAUUGUUUUAUCAUCGAAUGUUCACAUUUCCCCAAAUCUUUCAUCAACCAGUGGACAGGGAACAAUCUUUCAGAAUCUUGGGUCUGUUCUCAUAUGUUUUCCUAGGUAACUAAUAGACUUAUUUGGAGUCACCUAUUUUUAACACAUUUUAGUAAGCAGAUUAAUUAGUCAGUUGAAAAAUACUCCUCUUUAUUGCUGAAUUAGUUUGGUUACCAUAUGCUUGGAAGGUCAAUUUAAUACAGGACCAUAGUACAAAUGUGACCACAAAUCAGUCUGCAAUUCAUGAAUAAAGUUCCAGUGAUCCUGAAAUUUGCAUCAUUUAAUUUUAGAGUAUAACCAUUCACCAAAUUAAAUUAAUGAAAUGGUUAUUCACAUAUAAUUAAAGUUGAGUAACUGACAUCCAGACAAAAUGACAUUUCUCAUGAAAUGUUGAACCUCAUGCUGAUGCAUGCACAGGCAUAUUAAUUUGCCUUUCAGUUGAAGGGGGAGGAUAAUGUUUACAUGUAAUUUGCAGGCAAUCAUGCCUCCACCUCACCCCACCCUCACACGUGACACUUGGGUACAAAAAUUAGUGUUCAGUCUGCGAUUGUCAUUUGUUCAUUCUUUUAUGUUAUAGUCCUUGAACUUUAUUCAUGGAACUAGUAGUUAUAAAGUAUUAUACACAAAUCAUUUUAUCAUGUACAUUGUAGGCCUGUGACAGUGUGGUCACAUUCAGAUUAAAACAUAUUUACAUUAGAAUCUGAAUCAUAUAUGUACAAGUCAGUGUGUGUGUGAUUUGAUUAGGAUAUAUAAUAAAUGACACUAACCUAAUCCAUUUACAUGUAUAUUCUUAAAGUGCAGGUAUUAAGAAGCAAAAUAGUGAAAUAUGGUUUUAAAUAUACUAAAAGAAAAACUUAGCAAUUUGGUAUUUGUGCAUUGUACCCUAACCCUCAAGCUACAUUUCAGAGAUGUAACAUUUAUUUUCAUUUCAAAAAAAAUAUUCUUAUAUGUAUAUACAAUUAAGGUUCAAGCAUGCUGAUAUGGGCACACACCUCAACUAUCUGGGCUGUCUGUCCAGGUUAAUGAGAGAGAAUUCGGUGUGGUGGUCAAGCACAGCCCACUGAACCAUUGAGCCCACUCUAUGUAGCAACUGGUACCAAGGUGCAAACUCAGUACCUACACCACCAAGGCUGAUGAUGUGACAGUUACGGAUAUCAUUAUGUGUUGAAAAUAUCCCAUUGCUUACAUUGCCAACAAAUAAGGCAACAACAAAAUCCAGUGUCUGAUUUCACUUUGAAUGUCACAAGUUUUCCUUUAUUUAAGCACAUUUGUCAAAUUGCUAAACGUUUUCGUUUUAUUUUGUUUUAUUUUUUUAUUUUUUUUAAUAUAAAGUAUUCAAGACUUCAGAUAACUAUACAGUAAUUGCAAUACUAUUAAUUGCAGUCUUCUACAUUUCAGUCAUACUGCAUAUUAUUAGGUGUAUCUACAUAUAAUAAUUUUUUUUUAAAUUAGUCGUCAUAGGCAGCAGAAACUGACUACAGAAUAAUGGUACCACACAUCGGGUGCCUUUCAUAGUACAAGUGUUAAAUAUUGUGAAAAUCAUGCAAGGCAUUGUCACUCCCAUGCAGCAUAAUUCAUGAUCUGGGGACUAAUUCACUAAACUCUCGUAACUUUGCAAUCUCACAGUGCCAUGCCAAAAGACUUGCAAAGAGGAUGCUUUGUUGUGUAGCAGAGCUUAAGAGACCUUUGUGAAUUAGGCCCCUGAAUAGACUUACAAUCAAGCAAGUACCUUAUGCAAUCACUAUAUGAUCUUGUUUCUGAAGUGAGAUGUUUUCUGUUCAUAAUGGUGGAUUUAUUUUAACACCACAGGUUGGAAAAUUGCAAGAUUGUUUGUCAUAAAGAGAGAUUUUGUGGGAAUGUGCAUUUUUCUUGCAAUUUCUUACUCUUUUGGUAUUAAAACUUUAUUGUUCAUAAUUAUUGUGUACAAUAUAACUUUAAAAGUAUUCUCUUGUGUAUAGGACUCAUGUUUAUUUCAUGAAUAAAGCUUGUGAUAACUUAAA